ACUGAGGCCGCUGUUCUGCAAUGCCUCGGCGGCCCUAUUCUGCAGGCUGCGUGCGGGCGGUUUAUAAAGUCUGCGUUCCUUUUGCAAACGCCUAAGCCUGCCUGAGCGAGCCCUUGAUCAACAGCUCGUUCUAGCCUAAGUACAAUAAGCAUUUACAUAGGCGGAACUGAUUCCAGCCGACGGUCGACGGUCGACUGUGCUUCAACGAACAGAGCACUGGGCGGGAGCGACGCGCGAGGGAGCUUUCGACCGUGAGGGCUCCUCCAUCACUACACCAAAUGCAUCAAAGCCAUAUGCGUGGGGCGGCAGCCUCGCCAGCAGCAGCACGGACUGCAUCGCCCGCGCAUUUCGCUGGUGUGGGCGCUGGGCCCAGCCUUCGCCCAGCCCUACACGGCUUGCGACGACUGAACCUAAAUGAUGUGAGCUUGCAACCACGGGCUGCCCCGGGCCCCGCCCCUGGGCCGGCUUCGGGGCCACCGACAUCGCUCGAGUUGCACUCGGCGCUGGCCAGCCCCGGCCCCAGCCCGGCCGAGGUCGCACGGGCCGCGCCAGCUGCCGUCGCCACAGAGCCCUUGGGCAGCAGCCAUAAGGCGAAGGGUAAGCGGCGCAGCAGGAAGUCACGCCAAAGCCAGGAGGCCGGCGCGUCCAUUGACGACGAGGCGGAACCGGGCGCAGCAGCCUCCGCAGCAGCGGCAGAGGCAGCGUCAGCGCUGGUUGCCAACGCCGCCAACACCGCGAGCCGAUCCAACGGAAGUGGCAGUAGCACCAGCAGCAGUGCUAAGGCGGUCAACACGAACGGCAAGGGCAGCGGCAGUAGCGACAACGGCACAGGCAGCAGCCGUGCGGGCGCUGUGCCGUCACCGUCGCCGGCGGCUGCGGCCUCAGCGCCAGCGGUCGCGUCCGCAGCUGCAGCGCCUGUGCCCGCCACUGCCAGCGCCGCCGCCGCCGCCGCCGCUGGGGCCGCGGCUGUCGCCACCGAAGCGGCCCCCGCAGCGGCGAAGGCGAAGCGCAAGCGGCGAAGCAAGGGCGCCAGCGGCAAGGGCUUUGCUACCCCCAGCCCCGCCCCCGCCGCCGCAUCCGGCCCCGCCACGAGCAUGGUCGGCAGCGCUGCUGCUGCGUCAUCCCCGGAGGUGGCGGCGGCGCCGGAGGCCGUGGCGGCCGCAGCCCUGGCGGAUGCGGGCGUCACGCCCGUGGCAACCGCCGGCGCGGAUGGCAGCGGAAAGGCAGCGGCGGCACACGUGGAGGCGGCGGGGCGGCGGGGCAUUGCAGACUCCGAAUCCGUGCUGGCCGCACUGUUUGCCGAGGCGGAGACGGUGGAGGUGUGGUCGGAGAAACCGAAGCCGUGGGAUGGGGAGGACCGGACGGGCGGCGACUCGCCUGGCUCCUCAACGCCCGCCACGCCGACGUCGUCUGUGGAUGAGAGUGACGGCGACGAGAUGCCGGCGGGGCCGCAGGAGGAGCAUGAGACAGGCGGCGCGGGGGCGGGGGCAGGCGCGGGGGCAGGCGGGCGAGGAGGAGGAGGCGGCCUGUUUGCGAACGACCUGCAGUCGCAGUUGCUGGAGCUGCAGCGGCAGCAGGAGCGGCGGCUGCAAGAGCGGCGGCUGCAGCACGCAGAGGCGGAGCCAAGGGAGGAGCGCCGGCAGGGGCAGGGGCAGGAGAGCCAGCAGCAGCUGGAGCUGGGGUCGCCUUCUGCUGCUGCCCUUGCAGCUGGACCAGAGCCCGAGGUGGCGGCGGCGCCAGCGACAAGCGCUGCCGCGGCCAGCCGCGCGGCAACGGUGGUCCGCGCCGCUCGUGUGGGCGCCGGCGGCUUGGGUGCGGACUUUGGAGGCGGCCGCGCGGCGGCGGCGGCUGGCCGCAUGGGCCGCGUGUCGGCCCACUUUGCGCUGGUGCCGGAGGUGCCAAAGCGCAGCAAGCGGCAGGCGGCGGCGGCGAUGACGGCGGCGGCGGAGCCGCGCGCCCAGGCGGCCGUUGGGGUUGCAGCGGUUGCGGCGGAGACCGUACCCGUAGCAGCGCACGAGCACACGCACGAGCAGGAGGAGGAGCAGGAGGAGGAGGAACCGGAGGUGGUGUUGAAGGAGCUGGACCCCAUCCCCCUGCCGGCCGAGGACCUGGCGGCGCUGGAGGAGGCAGCGGCGGAGGCGCAGAUGGCGCUGGCGGAGGCAGUGGCGGCGGUGGAGGCCGAUGCAGGCCUGCUGCCGCGGCUGCCGCCGCCAGAAGCGCAGCAGCAGCAGCAGCAGCAGCAGCAGCUGGGCGCAGAGGUGGCGGCGGCGGCGGAGGGGCAGGCGGAGGUGGCGGCGGAGCCAUCGGCGGUGGAGCGCGCGGCGCGCAUGCUGCGUGCGGCCCGCGCCGAGACCUCGGGCAACCCGCAGCAGCGCCAGCUGCAGCUGCAGAACGCGGUGGUCGCGGCCUCCACGCGGGCCACGCGCGUCCUGCGCGCCGCGCGCUCCGCCGCCGGCGUCCUCGCGUCGGACUUCGGCGCCGGCGCCGCCGGCGGUGCUGCCGGCGCCGCCAGCAUGUUGGCGGGCCGCGUGGGGCAGGUGAGCGCGCAUUUCGGCCUGGUGCCGGGCGCGGCGGCGGCGGGCGCGGAGCCGCUGUCGCCGGCGGCGGCGGCUGAGGAGCAACUGCUGACGGAGGCGGAGGCGGCAGCGGAGCGGGAGGCGUUGCUGGCGGCGGCGGCGAUGGCGGCGCGGUGGCUGGCGGCGGCGCCGGCGGGCGAGCUGGCGCCGGAGGCGGCGGCGGUGGCGGCCGCCGCCGCCGCCGCCGACGUCGCCAGUGAUGCGACCGCGGCGGCGGCGGACGUGGCGGCGGCGGUGACGGUGUCAGAGCGGGCGGCGCUUGCGCUGCAGGCCCAGCGGGUGGUGCACGAGCGAAAGCUGCAGCCGCAGCCGGCGGCGGCAGCCCGGGCGGCGGCGGUGGUCCGGACCGCGCGCGGCGGCGCGGGCGGCCUGGGUGCUGACUUUGGUGGCGGCCGCGAGGCCGCUUCUGCCGGUCGCGUUGGCCGCGUUUCGGCGCACUUUGCGCUGGGGCGGGAUCUAGGUGAGGAGGUGCAGGCGCAGCAGGCGGAGGUGGAGGCUGGGGAGCUGGCGGCUCGGGGGUUGCCUUCGGGCACCGCUGCCGCUGCCGCGGACGAGCAGCGCCUGCGCCAGGAGAUGCAGGAGCAGCUGCGGCAGCUGGAGGAGGGAGCGGUGAUGGUGGGUGGCGGCGAGAGCGCGGCACCGGCGGCGCUGCCGCGCGGCGUCGCGACGUCGGACUCGGUGCUGGCGGCCUUGCUGGCGGAGUCGACGUCAGGACCGGGAGCGGCCUCUGAGGCGGCAGGCGUGUCGGCGGCGGCGGCGGCGGACUCUGCUGCUGAGGCUGCCCCAACGGCGGCGCAGCGUGCAGCCAGCAUGCUCCGCGCCUCGCGUGCGGAUGCAGCCGCCACAGCCGCCAUGGACUCCGCCGCCGCUGCUGAGGCGGCUGUAGCAGCUCCGGCUGCUGCUGCUGCUGCACGUGCGGCCCGUGUUGUUCGCUCCUCACGCACUGGCGCCGGCGGCCUCAAUGCCGACUUUGGCGGCGGCCGCGCGGGCGCUGCGGCAGUCGGCCGCGUUGGCCGCGUGUCUGCACACUUGGCGCUGGUGCCGAGUGUAGCAGGGCGGGCGGAGGAGGCGGAGCUGGUGCUUCUCGAGCCGGAGGGCGUUGACGACGACGGUCUUCUACUACACAUGCCACCUGCUGCCAAGCAAGUGGAGGACGAGCCAGCGACGGCGACGGCGGCGCAGCGCGCCGCCGCCGUGCUUCAAGCCGCUCGCGGCGGCGCCGCAAGGCCGACGGCACCGCCGCCGCCUGCAGCGACGCGUGCGGCGCGAGUGGUUCGUACGGCGCGCACGGGCGCCGGCGCCUUGGGUGCCGACUACGGCGGCGGGCGGACGGCGGGCCGCAGCGGCCGCGUGAGCGCGCACUUCGGGCUGCUGCCGGUGGUGACGGACGAGGCGGCGGCGGCGGCGGCGGGGCUGGUUGUGGAGGAGGUGGUGCUGGCGGAGAAGGCGCCUGUGCCGCUGGCGGCGGCGGAUCUGGCGGCGCUCGAGGCAGAGCGCCGUCAGGCGGCGGAGGAGGCGGCGGCGCCGCCGGCGGUCGGCGAAGCCGCAGGCGAAGGCGCGGAAGAGGGUGUUAGCGCGGCGGCGCGUGCCGCGAUGGUGCUGCGUGUGGCGAGGAGCGAGGUGCCGGAUGCGCGGGUGGCGGCGCCGCGGCGUGACGGCGCGGCGAUGGAGGCCGCAGAAAACGUGCAGCAGGGCCCGGUGGCGGAGGCGUUUGCGGCGCUGGCGGCGGCCGUGGUCACGGCCCGUGGUCACAACCCGUGGUCCAAACCCGUGGCCGCAGCCCGUGGUCACAACCCGUGGCCACAGCCCGUGGUCACAGCUCGUGGCCUGAACCCGUGGUCACAGGCGAUGGCCACAACUCGUGGUCUCAACCCGUGGUCGCAACCCCCGGUUGCGGCUCCGGCUGCUGCUAUUGCCGCCGCUGUUCCUCCUGCUGCUGGUGCUACUGCUGCGAUCGUUCCAGCUGCGUCUGCUGCCGCAGCGGCGGAGGCGCCUGCAGCGCUGGCAGCACCGACUGCGUCCGCGGCUCCCGCCCCGGAGCCGCUGACGCCGCAGGAGGCCAUUGGCGCCGCCCUCGCGGCCAUGGCAGCGGCGCAGGCGGCGGAGCAGCUGCAGCGGCAGCGGCUGCAGACGGAUCGCGAGGUGGCGGCCGAGUCCCGCCGCGCCGCCGCCGCGUCGGAGGCGGCGCAGCUGCUUGCCGCCUGGUUGCAGCGCAAGCCCACGCCUGCGGCCGCUCCCGCGCCGCCGCCUCUUCCCAAGCCUGUAGCGGCCGCCGCACCGCCGCCGCCGCCGCCGCCGCCGCGACGCCAGAGCGACGGCCGGCCUGCGGCGCCGCCGGCGGAGGCGCUGGCGGCGGCGAUGGCGCUGCUCUAUGCGGCCGAGCCCAGGCCCCAGCCCGCGCCAGAGAACGCCAUUCGCAAUGCGCUGGCGAAGCUCAUUUCUGCGGAGGCGCAGGCGGCGGCGGUGGCGCGGCUCGCGAAGAAGGAGAGCGCGCGCGACGCGGCCGUGGCGGAGCGGCUGCGCGCCGCCGAGGCGGCGGCGGCAGUUCGCAUGGCUGAGUGGAAGCAGUCCAACCCCGACCCGCCGCCGCCGCCGACCGUCCAUGAGAUUGCGGCGGCGGCGGCGGAGGCGGCGCGCGCCGCCAUUGAGGACAGCGAGGAUGAGUGGGAGGCGUCCAUGGAGGAGAUCCGGGCGGCGGUACGGCAGGCGGCGGAUGCGGCGGCGGCGGCCGCCGCCGCCGCGGCGGAGGCAAACGCGUCCGUGCUGGCGGCGCUGGCCGCCGCCAGCCUUGGCACGGGCGAGGCGGCGGAGUCGGAGCAGCAGCAGCAGCAGCAGCGGCAGGUCAUGGCGGCGGAGGCGGAGGCGGGCCCGGCGGCGCUGGCGCGCAGCGCCGCCGACCUGUCCUCGGCGGCGGCGGUGACGCCGCUGGGCAUGCCGCCGCCGCCGCCGGCUCUGGUGGCGGCGGCGGCGGUACAGCCGGCGGCGCUGCGGCCGGGCGCGGCGGCGCGGAUACGGCAGAUGGCGGAGGAUUUGUACCGCGAGCUGUCGCUGCUGCCGCCGCCGCCAGAGGCGCCGCCGCCGCCGCCACCGGCACCAGUUCCGCCGUCACGGUCGUCAACGGUCCUUGCCUCGGCGGCGGCGGCGGCGAUGGCGGCGCCUGUGCGGCCGUCGGCCGCAUCGGCCUCAGGCGGGCCUGAGCCCGGCUCCGUCUUUGGCGACUUACAUGACUCACUUGAGGUCUCCGCCUCCCCAUCCUCUUCGUCGUCUUCAUCUUCGUCUUCGCUACGGUCACACCCUAUCUCGUCGUUGCCACCAUCCGGGCCGGCGUCACCCUCGGCGCCGUCGCCGCCAUCAGCGCCGGCGGCCGCAAAGCGCGGCCGUGGCGCCGCCGCCGCCGCCGCCGCUACCGCCGCCGCUGCCAGCAGCAACGGUAACGGCAACGGCAACGGUGUUGGGCCGUCGUACGCAGCAGCGCACCCUGGUGAGUACGGCGACGCUGCAGCGGAGGCGGAGUCGGAGGCGAUGGUGCUGUACUCCUCAAUCGACCCAGCCGGCGCCGAGCUCGGCCAGAACCUGAACCAAGAAGACGGCGAGGGCCUGGUGCUGGAGCAGCAGCAUGACGACCUUGAUAACAACAAUGAUUAUGACAAUGACGAGAUUGACGAGACGGCGGUCACGAUCUCGGUCUUGGCGGCGGCCGCCGCCGCCUCUAUGGAGGCCCAGGGCGGCUACGGCGGCGGCGGCGCCGAUGAAGACCCGCGCGCCCACAUCCCGCGCCCCGAGCCGCGGCGCCGCACCGGCACUUGGGAGCAGCGGCCGGCGCGCGUGCCGCCGCGGCUGGUGUCGUUCCCCGCCGGCGGCGGUCUGCGGGAGCUGCAGGAGCUGGUGAGCAACGCGCGCGGCCCCACGCUGAUUGACCUGGGCGGAGCAGUGGUGACGCUGCGCGCGGCGGCGGAGGCGGCGGCGGGGCCGGCGGCGGUGGAGGUGGAGGCGGAGGCGGGCGCGAGUGCGAGUGCGAGUGCCAGUGGCGCGAGCGGUGGUGGGAGUGAGGGCACGGCGCUGGUGCUGGCGAGCAGCAUGCGGCUGCCUGGGUGGACGUCUGCGCUGGAGGCUGCCUCUCAGCGCGCACUGAUGAUGCUCAAGGACUCCCUGCGCCCCUCCGCCUCUUCGUCCACCUCGUCCGCCGCCGCUUCCACCGCGUCCGCUGCCUCGGCCUCCUCUGCCAGCUCAAAGAAGAGCAGCAGCAGCAGCGCAAGUGGCAGUGGCACAAGCGGCAGUAGCAGCAGCGCAAGCAGCAGCAGCGGCAGUAGCAGCAGCGCAAGCAGCAGCAGCGGCAGUAGCGGCAGUAGCAGUAGCAGUAGCGGCAGUAGCGGCCCGGUGUUGCACCUGCACACAGAUGACGUGACGCUGGCCAACGGGGUGCUGCAGCUGCAUGCGGGUUGUCGGGUGGUGGUCAGCGGCCGGCGGGUGGCGCUGCGGCGAGUGGAGGUCCUGGACGCCGAGGCCCCUGGGUGGUGGCGGACCGCCACUGCCAUGCCAGGGCCCGCCCUCCAGACCACCGCCCUCAUCACCGUCACAGGCAACCCCUCCCCCGCACUCCUCGCCGGGGCACUCACAACCGGCGCCGCCGGCGGCGCCGCGUCAGCCUCGCCGUUCCGCCUGCCACACCGCGCCGCAUCGCCGGCGCCGCAGUUUUACGGCAUCUGGGGCUCCGCCCCCGGCGGCGGUUUCAACGGCCCGUCGUUGGAGUUGGACGAGUGCCAGGUCAGCGCGGCGGCGCGAGAUCGGGAUCUGUUGACGGUUGACGGCAGCGGCGGCGCCGCCGCCGCGGCGGCGGCGGCUGUGGCGGGCGCUGGUCUGUUGGGCGCCGCCGUAACGGCGCGGUACUGCAAGCUGCGUGGCGGCGCCAAUGCGGUGGUUGCGACCAACCGCGCCUCGCUGCACCUGGACUGCUGCGUCAUCGAGGACUACGCCACGGCGGGUGUGGUGGCGGUGGAGUCGCCGGUUCGUGCCGUGGGCUGCCGCCUGCAGGGCGGGCCGGGCGCGGGCGUGGGGCUGCAGGCGGUGGCGGGCGCUGUGGCGCACGGCGUGGGCUGCUUCCUGCGCGGACACGCCGCCAACGUGGAGUGCAUGGCGGGCAGCGUGGUGGACCUGCAGGGCUGUGUGUUAUCUCGCUCCGAGGGCCGCUACGGCCUCACCGUCCACCCGGCGGCGGCAGCAGCUGCGGCGGCUGUAGCAGCUGCGGCGGCAGCAGGCGGCAGUAGCAGCAGCACCGCCGGCAGGGGCCGGGGGCAGCUGGCGGCGGCGCCGGCGGGCGUGGGCGCGGGCGGGCGUGCAGGCGGCGGCCGAGUGCGGCUGAGCGACUGCGAGCUGGGGCACCCGGUGCAGGUGGGCGGUGGCGAGCUCGAGAUGGAGCGCUGCACAUUCGCCCUGGCGCCCGCCGCCGCCGCUGCGCAGCAGCAGCAGCAGUCUGCCGCCGCCGCGCUUGCUACUGCCGACAUUGCCAGCGUGCUACAGCUCAGCGACCCACAGCUUGCAGCCAAGCUGACGGCGCUAGUGGCGCAGCAGCAGCAGCAGCAGCAGGGAGGAAGUGGCGUCGGCGUCGGCGCAAAGCUCGUUGGGCCGGGCGGCAGUAGCAGCGGUAGCGGCAGCAGUAGCGGUGCUGCAGCCGCGUCGGCGCACCACGCGGGCACGGUGGCGGCGGGAGCGGCGGUGCGUGUGGUGCGCUGCAUAGCGGGCGGCGGCGGCGAGGGCGAGGCGGUGUGGCUGGAGGCGGCGGCGGGCGCGGCGGUGCACGUGAGCGGCAGCGCGGGUGUGCUGGUCAACCGCCGCAACCAGCCGUGAGGGGCAGUUGGAGAAGGGCAGUUCGAGUUGGUUGCGUUGGGAGCGGAAGAAUAAGAGUGAAGGAUUGGUUAAGAACUGGAGAGGUCCGAACGGAUUGCGCAUGUUGCGUUCAGGGGGGGAGGAGGUCGUUGCGAACAACCUGAGGAGUGGAAGGAGAGUUGAGGGAGCGUUUGUGAGACCCACCGGUUCAGCGGGUUCCCUGUCAUCCCUCGACAGAGCGAACUGCAUUACUAGCUUGAGGGCAUUUUCCCUGUAUCGCGCAGGACCGGGCCGCCCAUAAGAUGUGGUUGCACCUUGUGUAUGCGUCAACGAAUUUGAAGGACACCAUCGGUGACUUUCCUUUUUCCUGGGCCGUUGUGAGUUGUAGGCGUGGGCAGGGGGGCGAGCGAGGAAAUGUGCCAUGUGUGUGUGUGUGUGUGUGUGUGUGUGUGUGUGUGUGUGUGUGUGUGUGUGUGUGUGUGUGUGUGUGUUUUGGAACGUGGGCCUGUGCGCGCUUAUGUACAUGCUAUGAUGGGGGGCUGCGUGCACCGGGAGAUAAGAGACGCUGUGUGGGUGUGGGUUGCAUCGCAGGGGCGGAGCCAGGUUGAGCCGAGUUUGGGCGUGUUGUACCGGUCCUCCUUACUACCCCUAAAUGCGAAAUGAACAUGCUGUCCUGAGUAGGCCAGAGCAUGCGAGCGAGCGCUUGGAUAGCACAUGCAGCUGUGUAAUAAGUACACACGGUGUCGGCGGGGCCGUGUUUGAACACAUCUCCCAGAAAGGAGUGCGGCAGCGCUGAGUCCCGCCAGUCCCAAGCAAGACGUCUCCCGACUCCCGGAUCCAUCACCACGCCUGCCGGCAGGAUCGCACCUGGCCACGUGCCUGCCGAAACCUGCGGGAUCCUUGUUUGUGUUAGGGACCAGACCACUCAGGCGGUGACAGGCGACAGACGGCGCGCAAGCAGCCUUGGGCCCUAGGCACUCGAAGGAAAUGGUGCAGGGCCAGGGGAGGGGGGAGGCGGACCAGGGUAGGCAGUACUUCAAACUGCAUAGACGACCGCAUGCCAAACAGUCAAACUGUCUAGGUGGAUGGCAGGCACGGCAGCGUUGGCGCGGCGACAGCACAGGGACGGCGCCUCACACAGGGAUGGCGCCGCACACAGGGAUGGCGCCACACACGGGGAUGGCCAGGGACGGGUAGGCCGGCUGCAGGCCGCUGCAGCUCAGAGACGGGGGGGGUCUGCCGUGCUCAGCUGUACUCCAGUGUACUCGUUCUGCAAGACUGCGACCGCCGUACAGCCAGUCGGGUCAGCCGGACAGCUGUGACACGCGGGGGAGGGACCGGAGGAUGUCAUGCACGUGGCGCACGUUUGCAGCAGUGGAAACCGAAUGACAUGAGCUUCUAUAUCUUAUGAAUC
Messenger RNA from Chlamydomonas reinhardtii, 9813 nucleotides. RefSeq lists its product as uncharacterized. The transcript has 6 exons. Lineage: Eukaryota; Viridiplantae; Chlorophyta; Chlorophyceae; Chlamydomonadales; Chlamydomonadaceae. Gene Ontology annotation, cellular component: nucleus. The record is from RefSeq and is a predicted model, not a curated record. Bases 279 to 8420 code for a protein of 2713 amino acids.